Messenger RNA from Auanema sp. JU1783, 702 nucleotides. NCBI's taxonomy places the organism in Eukaryota, Metazoa, Nematoda, Chromadorea, Rhabditida, Rhabditidae. The record is from the annotation of a GenBank genome assembly.
AUGAGUUACGAAGAGCAACAGUUGCAAGAAAUAGAAGCCUUAUCGGCCAUCUAUCCAGAGGAUGAGUUGGAGAUUAUCUCGAACGAGUAUCCUAAUAUUGCUGUUCGAGUUAAUUUGAAAUCCAAUCAGGAAGAAGAUGCUACCGCUCAUGAUUUUGAGCUUUCUUUGUUACUGGAAUUAGGUGGGAACUAUCCUGAUGAACUUCCAGAAGUAUCAGUGGAAGGUUUGGACGGAAUUUUCCCAGAUGAACGUAUUGAAGAGAUUUCAAAUAAACUCGAUGCUGAGGCAGAGAAUUAUAAAGGAAUGGUCAUGGUUUUUUCUAUUGUGAGUGCCAUGCAAGAAGAAAUCGGCAUGUUGAUUGAAGAUUUGCAUAAAAAAGCUGAGCAAGACGCUGACAAAGCUAAACAGGAAGUUGAAGCUAUUUCUCGCAAAAAGUUCGAAGGAACUCAAGUCACUCCUGAAUCGUUCCGUUCUUGGAAGGAGAAAUUUGAUUUGGAGCGUCGAGCUCUAGUGGAGAAGCAAGAGAAGGACAGAGAAGCUGCUUUAGCUGGUAAAUCGACGGGUCGUGAUCUUUUCCUGAAAGACGCAACUCUCAAUUUGUCAGAUGUGGCUUUGAUCGAACAGAGUGUUGAAAUCGAUGAGACAUUGUUUGAUGACGAGGAUUUGGAUGGCCUGGAUUCAGAUGGAUCUGGGAGUGAUUAA